AUGCGGACAGCCCGAGGUAGCCUAAUGAUGGAUUUUGAUGAGCGUGUUCCUUGCUCCUCUAACAUGUAUUUGCCAAGUUGCACUUACUACGUCUCGGGUCCAGAUUUCUCCAGCCUUCCUUCCUUUCUCCCCCAAACCCCUUCUUCUCGUCCCAUGCCCUAUUCCUAUUCUUCCAACCUCCCCCAGGUGCAGCCUGUCAGAGAGGUUACCUUCAGGGAGUAUGCCAUUGACACCUCCAGUAAGUGGCACCCCAGGAGCAAUCUGGCCCACUGCUAUUCAGCAGAUGACAUUAUGCACAGAGACUGCCUCCCUGCCUCCAACCCUGCCAGCAUGGGGGACAUGUUCGGCAAGAACGCCUCCAAUGUCUACCACCCCAAUGCCAACGUCUCCUCCAAUUUCUAUAGCACAGUGGGCAGGAAUGGGGUGCUGCCACAAGCCUUUGAUCAGUUCUUUGAGACAGCCUAUGGCAGCACAGACAACCAGAACUCGGACUAUCCCGGCGACAAAAGCUGCGACAAACUUCCCGGACCGUCGGCCGCAACUUCAAGUUCGGAGCCGUGCAGGGAGACGGAGGAGAAGGAGCGGAGGACGGAGAGCAGCAGCAGCAGCCACAGCAGCUCCUCAUCCGGCAACACUGAAGACAAAGCCAAUAGCUCCAGUGGACAGCGUACCCGUAAAAAGAGGUGUCCUUACACCAAAUAUCAAAUUAGGGAACUGGAAAGGGAGUUUUUCUUCAGUGUCUAUAUUAACAAAGAAAAAAGGCUACAGCUCUCACGAAUGCUGAAUUUAACCGACCGACAGGUCAAGAUAUGGUUUCAAAAUAGGAGGAUGAAAGAGAAAAAAAUUAACAGGGACCGAUUGCAGUAUUACUCUGCCAACCCCCUCUUAUGA
Molecule: messenger RNA, 891 nt
Organism: Staurois parvus
Lineage: Eukaryota; Metazoa; Chordata; Amphibia; Anura; Ranidae
Source: the annotation of a GenBank genome assembly